Striga hermonthica is the source of this 999-nucleotide messenger RNA. The record is from the annotation of a GenBank genome assembly. Lineage: Eukaryota; Viridiplantae; Streptophyta; Magnoliopsida; Lamiales; Orobanchaceae.
AUGGCUGGACGUGUGGUCUUGGCCCAAGCUGUUAUUAAUGCACUUCCGUACUAUACCAUGCAAUCAGUCCAUUUGCCUAACUCCAUAUCCGCGGGGCUUGAGAAACGGGUAAGACGAUUUAUUUGGGGGGCUCCGAGGAAAAGGAAGCUUAGUCUCAUUAAAUGGGACGAGGUUUGCUUGCCGAAAGAUCUUGGAGGGCUGGGCAUUAAACGGCAGCGGUUGAUGAAUGAGGCGUUGCUCAUGAAGCUCGGUUGGAAAUUCCUCACCGACCAACGUUCAUUAUGGACACAAAUCUGGAAGGUCAAGUAUGGGACCAAUCCCUUUGAUGUUAUGUCUGGUCGCCGGAAACCAAGUUCGGGAAUGUUUCAAGCUGUUCAAAAAAUCUGGAAGUGGGUGGUUAGCGGCACACGUUGGGCUGUUCCUGCAGUCCCGCCACCACGAGAGGAACUCGGUUGUGACCAGUUGUACUGGGGACCCUCGGCUACAGGCAAGUUCACUACGAGAUCCGCCUAUGAAUUCUUGGACGCGGAGGGCGCAUCGAGACCGAUCCCGGGAUCUCUAUGGCGGGCUGUCUGGAAGUGGUCGGGACCCCAGCGUAUACGCCACUUCCUUUGGCUACUGGUGAAGAACCAUUUGCUCACCAAUGUUGAACGUAGAAGACGUCAUUUGACAGCCCUAGCAUUGUGUGAAAGCCGCGGUCAAGCCGAGGAUUAUGCUCUUCAUGUGUGUCGCGAAUGCCCGAUGGCAGCGGAGAUUUGGAGACGACUAUUACCAAGCUCGACACAUCACGAGUUCUUUUCACUAGAUUUGGAGUCUUGGCUGCAACUAAAUGGUUGUCUUUGUCGUUUAGUGGCGAUAUUAAUUGGGCGCGCACUUUUGGCGUGGUCGUGUGGAAACUAUAGAGCUGGCGUAACGAGUUACUUUUCCAGGGGAAGUGUCGUGAUGUCGAGGGCGGGCUGCAUGAAAUCUCAGAGUAUGUUGCUGGUAUGGUGUGCGUAA